This is a messenger RNA of Lytechinus pictus (painted urchin), 4521 nucleotides long. RefSeq lists its product as uncharacterized. Lineage: Eukaryota; Metazoa; Echinodermata; Echinoidea; Temnopleuroida; Toxopneustidae. The record is from RefSeq and is a predicted model, not a curated record. The transcript has a single exon. Bases 39 to 791 code for a protein of 250 amino acids.
UUUGACUCGUCCCAACGUAGACAAACCAGUCGGCCAACAUGGGAAGUCGACCCACUCGAGUACGUAGUGUGGAAAUUCAACCGGAAGGAGUCAACGGCUCGGAGGCAAAGGUCACCAUCAACGAACUUAAGACAGAAAACACACGGUUAAAGAACCGACUAUCCGAUCUGGAAGAGCUGAAUCCAGACGAUUUGAUCAAGGAAAAUGACAGGCUGAAGAAACAAAACGAAGAUUUAAGGAACGAGUUGAUUAAAAUUCGGGAGUCUUCGGUGGUCGACAUUAAGCGAUCGAUCUCGUUCCCAGUUAAUAAGGGAUCUGAUCUAACUGCGGAUAAUGCCUACAAAAACGACAUGUUGUCAGACAAUAAUAUGAACCUUACUCCGUCGCCGUCAAUCGAUAGGAGGAUAUUGAGUGAUAGGAGUAGCUCCCCCGGGUAUUCAUCUUGCAAGACGAGUCCGAACGUGAACGACGGCCGAAAACGAAAGAUCGACCCGAACUCGGUGUUGCAACGAAUGAGCGACAUCGAUGCAUACGGUCAGGGGCUCCCUCUAGCGGACUCAAGCCUCAUGGUGAAGAAUGUUCGACGGACACGACAUCGGAAGCGGAGAACAACACAGAAUACGAAAGUGAAAGACGAUUCACAGUCGAACUCCGAAGGGACCACGAGUCCCGCCGAAAUAUUGCCGAAAUCCUCCGAGGAGGGGCAUACGGACUCGGGUGUGCAUUCCACCGAUGUCGAACAGCAUGUACCGGAUCAGAGACAACACCUUAAUGAUAUUCAAUUGGUAUAGCGAUGUCAGGUUAAACCAGAAAAUUAUCAGCCAUCUUGGCCAAUUAACACUUUUGUCUUUGAUCUUUUGAUAAUCUUCUAGAUAAUCAUGGCAAACUGAAGAACAAGUCGCUUGUCUAGAAUCGUAAAGAUUACUCGCUAUUCGCUCCAGUUGCUAGGAUUAUGCUUGGAUAAACUCAGAAGAAUAAUGGUGGCUGUUAUGCCAAAGAUCAUCAUGCACAAGCCUGUUGGAAAGUGCCGGACCUAGUGCUUUAAGUUCUAUCCUCGACCAGGCACCAGCCAACCAAUGCACCUCGUCAACCUCGCUAUAUCCCAUUUUUACCAGGAUAUAGUAAGAUUUUAUAAUUAUUUCAAGUUUUAUUUUCAACUGAAAUUCCAUGACAAAUACACGUUUAUUGAACAACUCUGAUAGACAAGGAAAAUCUAUUUUUAAUCGUUAAUUUCAGUUUGGUUGUAUGUUUCUAUGGUGACGUAUGGAAAGAACUAUAUAUAUAUAUUAUACACCGCGGGGCCCCACAUUAACGCUUAUAUCUCAGCCACACCAAUGUAACAGACACCAACUCGACCAAUAAUAUGCUAUUCAAACUAACGCAUAUUUGGUCGGUGUUGAGUUGGUUUUGUAGAUGUGACUGCGACAUAAAGAGCUUUCAGCAGUUCUGGGGAGGGGGGGGGGGCGUUUCAUGAAAGGACUUGUCAGACGUUUUAUCUGACAAAUUCCAGUUUAUCCGACAAUUACCAUAGGAACAGUGCCUCUUAGCCAAUCAGAAUCAUGGAUAGAUGUCAGAUCUGGCAACUUGUCGGAUGAAAUAUUGAUGAAACGCUCCUCAGGUUGUCAAGACAAUGAAGCACAAUACGUAACAAUAAAGCUUCUUAACCGCCUACCAGACUCCAACAUUUUUCUUUGUCUGAGGUUUACAUGGUUUUGGAGUGCUACCUCACUGAUAUCGUGGAUUUUGAUUUGUGAUAAUCCAACAAAUAUGCAAAUAACGUAGCAGUAGAGCUUCUUUACCGCCUACCAUGCUUCAACAUUAUUUUCUUUUCGUCUGAGGUUCUCAUGGUUUUGAAAAAAUACGCCACUGAUAUCGUGAAUUUUGAUUUGUAAUAAUCCAACGAAUACGCGUAUAAUAAUUAUGAUUUAAUGUGUGUGUUUGUGUGUGUGUGGGGGGGGGGGGGGGGUGGGGGUGACGUAUUGGUUGGGCGGAAGGGGGGUGCUGGAAAUAUUAGCCAAGACUUGUGAUCAGUAUUAGGGAGUUUUUGCACCUCGGCGCACGACAGAUUCAAGAACACAGUAAAUGUAUUGAAAAUGCCCGCCAAAUGAUAAUGAACAGCUGGGAGGUCUUUGUCGAAAAUUGGUGAACCGGAACAUGAGCGUCUAUUCAGAGUCCAGGACGAAACUGUUGUUCUGAAUCACCAAUUUUCUUGGUUGUUCUUUGUCGUAAAGAACAUUUGACAAUGCGUUUUCUAUGUUGCUGUAUCCAUCAUGCAUCACCUUGUUAUAUGCUUCAGAUUAAUAUACGAUACGAAGUACUUGCUUAAAUCGACUACCUGAUUUUAAUCGAUUUGGGGAAUCUAUAAAAACCAAUAAAACGUUUUAAAAAUCGACGUGUCCAAUAAAUAUGUUUUUGAUCUGUAUAAUUCAUUAGGUGCAACAGGUAUUUUAUCAUUUCAAAGAGAGCUAUUUUAAAACAAAAUAUAUAUGUAGUUUUGCAAGAUUGAACAUAAUUCUUAAAAGUAUAUUUUUUACGUUGAGCCUCGAAACAUAAUUAUUUGAAAUGCAAUCGUUUAACUGUAAUUAACAAUUUAUUGUUUGAGUAAUGAAAUAUAUACGUCAGAAAGUAGCCUAAAGGAUGCUGUUGUCUUAUGUGUAUUUUAUUCUGCUGCACUGUAAAAACGGCAUGUAUAAUCAAUUUUGGGAUAAAAGAGGCUAUUUCUUACAGUAGAAUAACUUUGAUUUUGUCAACUCUACAGAGUAUUGUGUGACAAUUUACCAUGAAACGUUUAAUACUGUACUCUACCAAGCAAAUUUGCAUAUUUUUUUAAUAAAAAGAAAGCAACAAAAAUACAAAAAUUCGAUGAAAUCUUACUCAACCUAUGUUUACAAUGUGGAUUGGUAGAGUUGUGCAAUAUCAUACAAGCUCAAUUGAUAAUAAUAUGCAUACCGACAAAAUUUGUGGUUUUGUACAUAAAUCUGCGUAUUGAGUUAAAUUCGUUUUUAUAACAUACACUUAUACAUUCUUAUGUGUUUAUAUCACUAUUAAUUUUUACUCCAUAUUUAUUUAGAUUUUAAUACAAUAUACAUGCAGUGUAUUUGACACUUCUUUUUUCCCGAAAUAUUGAUUAAUGACUAUAUUGACGUACCCGCAAGAUAACUUUCUAAGUCAUAAAGGUUGGGUGAUACGGCAUUGGUGGCGGAGUAGUAGUUUUCAAUCUACUUUGACCCCGGCGCAUACACUAUCCAAUAUGAUCCGAUUUUCAAAGCAAUUAUUAUAAGAACAUUUGGUAUAUGAACAUUCCAACCGAUAAAAUCUUACGAUAAAAGUUCCGAACAUUGAUAAGAAUACUGAAAUCGAAAUUCCAGUCAAUUUUGAGCCUCCCUGUAGGAAUAAAAGCUAAUUCGAAUCGUAAUGACGUUAUUAUCGGCUGCGAUUUGAAGCCGAUUUGGACUUCACUCCGACCACAAGGAUUGCAGUAAAAAGAAGUCUGAUUUUGUAAUCUUAGCAUUGUGCCGAAUUCAAAAUUUCAUAUAAAAUCUUUUUAUUUCUUGAAACUUUCAUAUUUAAUGCAAGAUGCGCUUUGUAAAAAAAAAAAAAUCGCGCGUAGUCUGCGGCGGGCUUAGUGCGGUGUUUGUGCGGCGUGUAGUAUGUACUGUGCGGCGUGCUUAAGACAAAGAUCGAGUAUGCACAUUAUUGACUAGGAUUGCCCGAGGGUAAAGUUUUUCCAAUGUUUUCAGUUGUUAUCCAUCAUGUCGCACGUUUCACGCAUUCCCCCCAUUUUCAAUUGGCGUUAAAGUAAUUAUACGUCACUCUUAACAUGCUUAGCCGCUUUUAGUGUUGCACCUUUGCCUUUCAAACCUCAAAAUACUUUCACAGCAUUGUUCUGGGAAGCAGGGGCGUUGGAGGUGUUGUGUAUGUUAUUUACCAAAGGCACCACCCCCUGGAAAUUUGAAGUUUGGGAGCAAUAAUGGUUAUUUUUUAUGCUUGUCAAUUUUUUUUUUCGGUCGACAACCCCGCCCCCCCCCCGGACAAAACCCCCAGCACGUCCGUUUUAGAAGUCGUUCCCAUGGCUCUGUUGCACACUCAUCUUAACAAAAACAAGUAUUUUUGUAUUUUUCAGUACCUUAUAUAGGCACAGUUAUUCUAAGGCAAACAUUGUACUGACUUAUUGCGACAGUCAUGUCAACUAACUUUGUUUUAAUCAAUGUCGUAAUCAAUCAACAUAUGAUAUUCAAUAACUGAACCAUUCCAAUGAUAAAUUAGGGGUUGUUUUUAGGAAAUAACUGGAUAAAAACACACACGAGGAAAGUAAUGGUGAAAUGAAAUACAAAGUAAGUUGUUCAUGUUAAACGACGAAACUCUGACACCAGUGGUGUCUUGCAUGGCACUCCAUGCGACAAUAUAAUGGGUAAAUGACAUAGUAAACUAUUGAAAAUGUAUUGUUUAUUGUGAAACAUUCACAUGUCAUAAAUGGGAAACCAAUCAAAUAAAUAAAAGAAAAAUGAUGAAACAUUUGGA